AUGGCGAAGCCGAAGCUGCCAACGCUUAGACAGAAGCUGAAGCGGGUUACUGUGCUGCUGAUUCUCUUCAUUGUGGCCACGAAUGUUCUGACCCUCAGGUUCGACACCGCUGCCGAUGAUGUGGCGCCGGGGCCCAACAACCUCCGCCACUCGCGAGCCUCCGCAGUGGACGAUGCAGCACUGGCUUACAUCCCACGCCGUGUUGUGGAAAUGUGGAGCCGACGGGAGUAUCUGAUUGUGCUGGGCAUCCCGUCCACGGACGACGAGGCGAGGCGAACACGACGCAACCUGCAGCGGACGACGUGCUGGCGGUUCCCCGGAGUCGCGACGAGGGCGAACGACUUCACCGGAGCGAUGCUCGUGCUGUAUGUCCUUGGGCGACACCCGUCGCACGGCUACGAAUACUCUGCCGCGCUGCUGGAGGAGGCGUCGCAGUGGCACGAUGUGGUCGCGCUGCCAAUGAACGAGGGCCGCGUGACGACAAACAAAACAAUUUCUGGCGAAGGCUUCUGGGGCCUUGAGGCGGAUAUUGGUAUGAGCCGCAAGACGUACAUGUGGUUCGACCUUGCGCUCCGCCUGUUCCCGACCGCGAUUUACAUUGCGAAGGGCGAUGACGAUAUUUUUCUCCGUGUGCCGCUGUUCGUUGCCAUCCUGCGCCUCCUGCCACGCCGAGGGAUCUACAUGGGAAACCACAUCGGUACUACCCAUUUUGUGCAUAAGGGCUUACCAGGAUCCGCGUUUAUGAUGGGCUGGUGCUACACCUUGUCGAGGGAUGCGGCUGAGGCGUUGGCUUCGUACAAGCCGCUGCGGCGCCUGGCGUACCUGCCGUACAGCGAGGAGCUUGAUGACGAGUUUUCCCUACUCCGGUUUCAGCACGAAGACGUCAUGGUUGCUUGGGUUCUUGAGAGGGUAAUAAAGUACCAGCCGAUGGUAUACGUCAAGGUGCUGGGUUGUCACAUCCAUGACGCCCGCAAUGUCACGGGGCACUCGCAGGUGGUACCGACCUCGAUGUGUGUCCACCACUUGGCGGAGGACGACUACGCUGCACUGAUGGCGCGCUUCGGCAACGACACAUCGCCUGUCGCCCGUGUGGAACGUGUCUCAGAAGACGUGAUAUACCCGUCGUGCGAUUGA
This is a messenger RNA of Trypanosoma cruzi, 1134 nucleotides long. Its product is annotated as UDP-Gal or UDP-GlcNAc-dependent glycosyltransferase, putative. The transcript has a single exon. Gene Ontology annotation, molecular function: hexosyltransferase activity. Gene Ontology annotation, cellular component: membrane. The record is from RefSeq and is a predicted model, not a curated record. Bases 1 to 1134 code for a protein of 377 amino acids. NCBI's taxonomy places the organism in Eukaryota, Euglenozoa, Kinetoplastea, Trypanosomatida, Trypanosomatidae.